AUUUACAUUACUGAAAGUCUAAAGGCCUUAUAUCAAAGUUUGCCACCUUUGUCGGGGAGCGUUAAUUUCGCGUCCACUUCACUUCUAUUGAAAUUGAAGGUCUCCUUUAUUAUCAGCAUGCUCUGCACCACAGUGAUCCUUAAUCCUACGGAUUUGUGCGCCCAGAUCUCCAUUUCUGUUUCGAGGGUUGAUCCAAGGGAUUAUGAGAAGGUUUUGGAAACGUUCUAAAUGCUUUUUUAAAAACAAGUUUCGAGUAGUCUAGAUUCCAGCAGAACACUUGAAUCUAAAUGUUUAUUUAAGUGUUGAAGAUGUUACUCUUUGGUAGUACUAAAUCCAGCGGAUUUUCCAUGAAGCCACAAGAAUCCAUGAAACUCACAUUUGCAAUUGUUUGUGGAAUUUUCAUUGGAUUUUUUAUUGGAAUAUUAUUUUCAAGCAUUUUGUAUUCACAGUUUGAUUUUCUGUCAAGGACUUUACCAAUAACAUUUGGACUCUCCUCUCAGAAGGUUAAUGACACAGACAUAGUUUGCAAAAGGCUGAUGGAUGCUCAUGAGCGGUCUUUGUCUGCUCCAAAUGGCAACAGCAUGAGAAAAAUCUCACUAUAUAAUAAUAAAUCAAAGAUAUUUGUGGAAUCAAAUCCUCAUGGAGCAGAGACACUACCUCCUGGAAUCGUUGUGCGCGAGACAGAUCUAUACCCCCGUAGGUUAUGGGGUAAGCCUAGUGAGGAUUUGCCAUUUAAACCAAAAUAUUUGGUAGCAUUCACAGUUGGCAUUAGACAAAAGUAUAUUGUUAAUGACAUGGUUUCAAAGUUCUCAGAAAAAUUCUCAGUUAUAUUAUUCCAUUAUGAUGGAAUAACAACAGAGUGGGAUCAAUUUGAAUGGUCUCGACAUGCAAUUCAUGUCAGCACAAAAAAGCAAACAAAAUGGUGGUUUGCAAAAAGAUUUCUUCAUCCAGAUAUUGUGGCACCGUACGAAUACAUAUUUAUUUGGGACGAGGACCUAGGACUUGAGCAUUUUGAUGCAGAAAAAUACUUAGAACUUGUAAGGAAGCAUAGUUUGGAGAUAUCACAGCCUGGUUUAAAGCCAAAUAAUGCUUUGGUAUGGAAUAUGACUAAAAGGAGGACAGAUGUGGAAGUGCAUACGAAUGCAGAGGAGAGACCUGGCUUAUGCCGUGAUCCACAAUUACCACCAUGUGCAGGGUUUGUGGAAAUAAUGGCUCCUGUAUUUUCUCGGAAGGCUUGGCGGUGUGUUUGGCAUAUGAUUCAGAAUGAUCUGGUGCACGGAUGGGGUUUAGAUCUUUCUUUACAGAGGUGUGCAGAGCCUGCCCAUGAGAAAAUUGGAGUUGUUGAUGCCCAAUGGAUUGAACACAAAAAUGUGCCUUCAUUAGGAAGUCAGGGGGAAUCUAGCGAGGGAAAGUCACCUUGGCAAGUGGUACGUGAUAGAUGCUUCUAUGAAAUGAGAAAGUUCCAAAUUCGGAUGGAUAAAGCUGAGAAAGAUUACAGGCAAAAUGUUGAGCUGAGAAAUUAGUCUUUUAUUUUAGGAGAUUAUGAUGUAAUUUAUGAUUGUUCUCAUUGUAAUUUACAAAAUACAAACUAAAGAACACUUUUUUCA
This is a messenger RNA of Cryptomeria japonica (Japanese cedar), 1607 nucleotides long. RefSeq lists its product as uncharacterized. The coding region runs from base 309 to 1523 and encodes 404 amino acids. The record is from RefSeq and is a predicted model, not a curated record. The transcript is spliced from 16 exons. Lineage: Eukaryota; Viridiplantae; Streptophyta; Pinopsida; Cupressales; Cupressaceae.